This is a messenger RNA of Alternaria incomplexa, 678 nucleotides long. RefSeq lists its product as uncharacterized. The transcript has a single exon. Bases 1 to 678 code for a protein of 225 amino acids. The record is from RefSeq and is a predicted model, not a curated record. NCBI's taxonomy places the organism in Eukaryota, Fungi, Ascomycota, Dothideomycetes, Pleosporales, Pleosporaceae.
AUGAAGGAAGCCAACACAGCAUGCAAGCACGCAUACGAGAAAUUACGCCAGAGCGCCGGACGCAAGACCCUCAACGACAUAGCCUCCGAGUUCGAGAUAUUCAAAGAAAACUUCCGCCGAGACCGCAGAAGCAAAGAUGCCGCACUAGUACGAGAGCACAAGCAAAGAGUGUUGGGCGCCCCUCCCGUGCCCCUAAACCAGAAAAGCAAUGACGCAAGAGCGAAACCCGGGGUGCAGGAAGAAGUAUGGGAUUGGCGAUACACGCUCCGUCCUUGCACGUCUUCACACUGCAAGGCUUACUACACACCAUACUCGAACCAUUACAUCUACUAUCGCACACCGUUUUCUGGUACCUCGUUUCUGCCGCAGGAGACUCUUUGCUCGGCCUGCGCGCAGACGGAGGUCGAGGGCUUCGCGAAGAAAGUCAAAGAGAAGUACGGGAGCAGGUGCGGCUGGGAUCAUCAGGAGUGGCAUGAGUGGUAUACUAAUGCCUGUAAUGAUCGUAAUAUGGAGCAGGACUAUUGGCUCAGAGCACAGGAGAGAGCUGUCAGAGAGCGGGGACCUGCAAAGUGGGUGGGCAGGCUGGAGGAGAUUGUCGUAGUAGAAGAGGAGGUUGACGAGUUGAAGAAGGGGAGGAAGAGCUUGAUGAGGAAAUGGUUUGGAAGUAUGUCUGCGUGA